Acanthosepion pharaonis is the source of this 990-nucleotide messenger RNA. The record is from the annotation of a GenBank genome assembly. NCBI's taxonomy places the organism in Eukaryota, Metazoa, Mollusca, Cephalopoda, Sepiida, Sepiidae.
AUGGAAGGUAGCCACGAUCAGACAGAGUUCAAUGUUUCAAGUCCUUCAGCCAUCGGUGACAGAUUGGAUUUCCUGGUCAUCGUAUCAGCACUUCUUUCGGUUACCACUGUCUUGCUUAAUCUCUUGACCGGAGUCACCUUACUUUGGAACAGGAGCCAUUAUACCACCACUUUCCUCUUGGCAAUCGGCAAUCUAGCUUUGUCAAAUCUAUUGUAUGGAUGCGUUGGUCUUCCUAUCCGUUCGCAACUGAUCUCAACAGGAAACCGUUGGAACUACAGCUUUGCCUCCUGUCUUUCCAUAAUGACACUGACGGACAUCUUUGAAGACGUUUCUACUUUGAGCCUCGUUUUGGUUAACCUAGACUGCACCGUCCUGUUAAUGAGUCCUCAUCAAUAUCGAACUGGACUUUUUCGCUGUUUAAUGGCUACGUUUAGUGCUUCGGCAUGGGCCGUACCUAUGAUUGUUGAGCUGUAUCUUCACGUUAAAGACUGGAACAACAUGAAAGACAUUUACACCUCAUUAUCGGACGUGUGCGUCGGUAUUAUCACCAAAUAUCUCAAAGUCUUGGGGAUCACAUUUACGACUCUCCUUGCUUUUCCGCUUGUCAUGUUUUUCAUCUUUCUGCAGUACGUAAAGUUGACGAAGAUAUACACUUCCUCGCCGUAUGGAGCCGCUGACCCCACCGAUAUGCUAACUUCGCUUCUGUGGCUUGAUAUUGUCAUAGCUGUCAGCCGUUUCUUUGGAGGACUCCUGGUGGUUGCGUGUCUGCUGGUCGGCGCAACAAGCCGGUUCUUAGCUGCCAAUCCGUUUCCGACGUCACUCUAUAUUGGCGCUCUGUGGAUGAAAAAGGCCUCAUUUGGUCUGCCAAUGCUUUUAUGGCUAUUCAGUAAAACUAUUCGACGCAGCGUGAAGCAGCUCGUUCAUGGCGAUACAACUUACUUUGCUUCCCCAUACCCAGACAGCCACUUGAGUCAUUAUAAUCAGGGAUAA